This is a messenger RNA of Tyto alba (common barn owl), 13622 nucleotides long. It is a transcript of the gene LYST, whose product is annotated as lysosomal trafficking regulator. NCBI's taxonomy places the organism in Eukaryota, Metazoa, Chordata, Aves, Strigiformes, Tytonidae. The record is from RefSeq and is a predicted model, not a curated record. Gene Ontology annotation, cellular component: cytosol; membrane. The transcript is spliced from 54 exons. Bases 290 to 11629 code for a protein of 3779 amino acids. Gene Ontology annotation, biological process: intracellular protein localization. Gene Ontology annotation, molecular function: protein kinase binding.
CGCGGCGGGGCCGGGCCGGGCCGGGCCCUCCCGCCAUGGGCUGCCGGGCCGCUGUCAGCGGGAUAAGAGCGGAGCGGGCGGCCGGGUCCGGCGGGGCGAGGAGCUGGGCUAGCUAUCUGAAGUCCUGACACAGGAUAUUCCAAAACUGUAACCAUCCCAUUGGGAUUGUACACAGCAGUGGUGAACUGAGAUUCUGGUGAACCAAGGGUGGUAUUUCCAGAGUAUAAUUUACUUUUUCUUCCAAAAAGAAGAUAAAUGUGUUAAAUUGUCCAAGUAAUUCUGCUCAGACAUGAGCAGUGCCAGUAACUCACUGGCACGAGAAUUCUUGACGGAUGUCAACAGACUGUGCAAUGCAGUGGUCCAGAGGGCAGAGGCCAAGGAAGAUGAAGAAGAAGAAACUCAUAUGGCAGCACUGGGACAAUACUUGGUUCAAGGCCGUGGGUUUAUUUUGCUUACCACACUGAACUCUACUAUUGAUCAGGAGCUGACAUGUAGGGAAGAACUUCUGACCCUCCUCCUGUCACUUCUGCCAUUGGUGUGGAAAAUCCCUGUCCAAGAAGAAAAAGCAAUAGAUUUUCAUAUACCCUUUACAGUAGACAUAUGUCUGACCAAAGAGAAUAAUUCAAGCUCUGUGAAAUCUACUCAGGAAAAACUAGGCUUAGGUGGAAGCACUCGUUCAUCUCUUCAGACUUCUGUAAAACUAAAUCCUCGAUCUCGAAAAAGUGGACGUCUGCGCAAAACCACCCAUCAUUAUUUUGUGCGAGAUGCAAGAAGAUCUCAGCUGUCCACUUCAGAGUCAGAAGGCAAUUCUGAUGACAAGACUACUGUGAUAAUGAAACAGAAACGCUUCCAGUUACUGCAGCCUUUUUUAACAUACCCAGUUAGGGACAGCUACCUGGUAGGUAGAAGUGAUUGCCUACCUGCAGAAGCGGUACCAAAUUCUAAUCCUGAUGCCCCAAAUCCAGAAAAUUCCAGCAAAAUUAUUCCAGUAUAUGAGCAAAACCCAGAGAUUUUGAAUGAGCCAGCUGCAGGAAUUGCUGAGAGCAACAUGAAUAAUUCUCCUUUUGACUUAUGCCAUGUCUUACUGUCUCUCCUAGAGAAGGUGUGCAAAUUUGAUACUUUGAAUCAUGGUUCUACUCUUUCAGCUAGUGUGGUGCCCACAUUGACUGAGUUCUUAUCAGGAUUUGGAGACUGUUGCCAUGUAAGUAGUAACACAGAAAAUGAAGUAGUUUCUGCAGGGUGGACAGAAGAACCUGUGGCUCUGAUCCAAAGGAUGCUCUUUCGAACAGUGCUGCAUCUUAUGUCUUUAGACAUUAGCAAUACAGAAACAAUGCCUGAGAAUUUACGAAGAAAUUUAACAGACUUACUUAAAGCAGCAUUAAAAAUCAGAAUAUUCUUGGAAAAGCAACCUGAUCCUUUUGCUCCAGGAUACAAGAAAACACUACAGCAGCUGGUUCAGGAUGACUAUGUAUUUUCUAAAUAUCGUCACAGAGCCUUGCUUCUACCUGAGGUUAUAGAAGGGGUCUUACGGAUUUUGAUAUGCUGCCUACAACGUGCAGCCUCCAAUCCAUUCUACUUUAGCCAAGCUAUAGAUUUGGUUCAUGAGUUCAUACAGCAUCAGGGAUUUAAGCUGUUUGAAGCAACAGUGCUUCAGAUGGAAUGGCUGUGUAUGAAGAAUGAGGGAGUAACUGGGGAAGCCUCAGAACAUUUGAAAUCCCUAAUCAACAGCAUCAUGAAAAUAAUUAGCACUGUCAAAAAAGUGAAAUCAGAGCAGCUCCAUCAAUCAAUGUGUACAAGAAAGCGACACAGACGAUGUGAGUACUCUCACUUCAUGCACCACCACAGAGAUCUCUCUGGGCUCUCUGUAUCUGCUUUUAAAAACCAGGCUUCCAAAACAACCUUUGAAACUGCUGAUGGAGAGGUUCAUUAUCCUGACAGAUGCUGUUGCAUUGCUGUUUGUGCACACCAGUGUUUGCACUUGUUGCAACAAGUUGCUUUAAGCAGUACUUGUGUUCAAAUUCUCUCGGGUGUACAUAAUGUAGGAAUAUGCUGUUGUAUGGAUCCAAAGUCUGUGAUUGUCCCAUUGCUUCGUGCUUCAAAGUUACCAGUAUUAAAAAACUUUCAACAACACAUAUUGAACAUCCUUAACAAGUUUAUAUUGGAUCAGCUGGGUGGAGCAGAAGUUUCUCCAAAAAUUAUACAGGCAUCAUGCAAUAUAUGUACUGUUGACUGCGAUCAACUUGCUCAGCUGGAAGAUGCCUUACAGGGCAACUCUAGUGAUGCUGGUCUUACAUCUAGUUCCUCUUGCAAAGUUCAGGGAAUUCUGCCUAGCAGUGGAUCUGAAGAUAUGUUGUUGAGAUGGGAUGCAUUGGAAGCUUAUCAGGACAUUGCUUUUGAAGAAGACAAACUACGUGGCAUGCAGAUUGCAAGCCAUAUUUGCCACUUAAUUCAAAAGGGAAAUGCAGUGGUCCAAUGGAAACUCUAUAACUGUAUUUAUAAUACCGUGCUUCAGAGAGGGGUUGAGCUAGCUUGUCAUGCUCAGCAACUCAGACUAACUACAGCUGAUACACACACAUGGAGUUACGAUAGCCACUGUUUACCUUCUGAAGUACUUCAGAUUUAUUUGCAGACGCUCCCUGUGUUGCUUAAAUCCAGGGUAAUUAGAUACUUGUUUCUGAGUUGCAAUGGAGUAAAUCAAAUGACUGAGUUAAAUUACUUAGACACUUUAAGAAGCCAUUCUUUAAAAGUGUUAGAGACUUUGAUACUCUGCCUUGGUGAUCAGCAGAAAGACCAAGCAAUGCCAGAACUGGAAGGCCUGAACAGCGAACAAAAGGAGUCUACAUCUGGCUUGCCUGCUUCUCUUUGUAGCCAGCAUGCUGUUUCAGAAGUUCCUCAAAGCCUGAGCAAGUUUUAUGCUGGCUUGAAAGAGGCUUACCCAAAAAAGAAAAAGUUUGUGAGCCAAGACAUUCACAUCAACACAAUAAACCUAUUCCUCUGUGUUGCCUUUUUAUGUGUAAGUAAAGAAGCAGAUGUCGAUCUGGAUUCAGCUAAUGACUCUGAAGAUACAUCAGGAUAUGAUAGUACAGCUAGUGAACCACUGGGCUGCAAAUUGCCGUAUCUGUCACUGGAAAGCCUUACUUUGCCCUCUCUGGAAAAUAUUCACAGGGCUGCAGAUAUUUGGUCCGUGUGUCGUUGCAUCUAUUUGUAUAGUUCAGUUUUCCAGAGACAGUUCUAUAGACUUGGAGGCUUUGAAGCAUGCCAUAGAUUACUAAUUCUGAUAAUUCAGAAACUUGCAAAAAGUAAGGAAAAGGAGCAAGAAAAAAGGGACAGAGUAAUGAGUGGAAGCAGAGGGGUGACACGAUUGGAGCUUGAUAGUUCUGACAGUCUUGCUGGUGAAGAACAGCUGGUGUCUGAAUGUGUCUCCUGUGACAGCUCUUUGGGUAGGGAACACGCUUCAGUUAUUUCAGUUGCUGAUCUUGAAGGGAUAAAGAUUUCUGUAAGAGAAGAGACUGAGUGGGCACUUCAAGGUAUCAGACUUCUAGAAGCUCUGCUAACAAUCUGUCUGCACGGUGCAAGCACCAUGCAGCAGAAGAUGGAAGUGGAGAUGUUUCACCAGAAUACCUGUGUGGAUGAUAUCUUACUUCAAAUAAGAGAGCAGCUUGCUCAGUCAAAAGUGAUAGAAACUGAAUUGGCAAAGCCUCUGUUUGAUUCACUGCUUCGUGUUGCAUUGGGCACUUUUUCGGCUGAUCUGGAUCAUUCUGAAGAAAAAAUUGAAAAGGCCCAUUACACUGAAAAGGAACCUGUGUCACAACCUGGAGAUAUUUCUGAAGAAACUGAAGAACCACAGUGCUGUAGCCUUAGAAGUUAUGCUGAAGAGGAAGGAUAUGAAGCAGAUAGUGAAAGUAACCCUGAUGAUAGUGAAACCAAGAAUGAAGGAGCAGAUACAAAGUCAGAACCAGGAUGUACUGGUCUCUCGAGUUAUUUUAAUGACCUAGCUGAAAGCAUCAAUCAAGGAGAAUUAAUGUAUCCUGAAAUCUGCAUGUUAGAAUUAAACUUGCUCUCAGCUGGUAAUGCAAGUUUAGAUGUGCUUGCUCACGUAUUCCAAAGCUGCCUGAAAAUCAUCAGCCAGAAGGAGAGAAAUGCCACUGUACUUAUAGAACAGGGAGCUGUUAAACACCUUUUGGGAGGAUUUCUGAACAUAUUGACACAAACAGAAUCUAAUUUUCGUGCAUGUCAAAUGGUGCUGGUAGACCUGUUAGUUUCCUUGAUGAGUUCACAGACAUGCUCAGAAGAGCUAACUCUUCUUCUGAGGAUAUUUUUGGAGAAGACACCUUGUACGGAGAUACUACUCAAGGGUGUAUUGAAGAUUAUAGAAACUAAUAUUUAUAUGAACCCGUUACAGUACCUUGCCUUCCCUUUGUUACAUGGCACAAGUUUGAGUAGUAGUUCUUUACAAAAAUCUGCUAGCACUUCCAACAGCAAAACUGCUGGACUAUUAAAAAGAGCAAAAUUUUCACAGAGUAAGAAAGAGGCAGAUGGUGAAAACUUGAGUCACCAGGUGCUUUCUUCUUGGCAUGUUGCCCCGAUUCACUUGCCUUUAGUUGGACAAAACUGUUGGCCACACAUGUCUGAAGGCUUCAGUGUCUCACUGUGGUUUCAUCUGGAAUGUGCUCAUGAAGCAGAAAAUUCAACAGAAAAGGGAAAAAAAGUCAAAAGAAGAAGCAGACUGGUAACUGUAAGAGAGAACAGCUUUGACAGCACAGAUGAAAUGAAGUCUAUAGGAAUGGAAUACCUAAGCCUGGGAGAUAAACUUGUUGAAGAUGGCUGUGUUCAUAUAAUUUCACUGGGUUCCAAAGCAUUGAUGAUACAAAUCUGGGCAGACUUGAACACUGGAGCAUUCAUAUUUCGUAUGUGCAUGGAUCCAAAUGAUGAGAUGAAAGCUGGUCUGCUGGCACAGGCUGAAUCUCCAGAGAAUGUUUUCCUUGUGGGCAGGUGGCAACAUUUGGCGAUAACGUAUCUGCAGCAGCCAGAAGGCAAGAAAAAUAUCCAUGGAAAGCUGUUGCUGUGGGUUUCUGGUCAGAGGAAAUGUGAGAUUAAUUUAGAUUACGCACUACCAAGGAAAUCAAGUUUAUCAUCUGACAGCAAUAAAACAUUUUGUAUGAUUGGCCAUUGUACAUCAUCUCAAGAAGAAUUGCUUCGAUUGUCGGGUAGAUGGGAUCUUGGAAAUCUGCUUCUAUUUAAUGGUGCAAAGAUUGGACCAGAGGAAGCAUUUUACUUAUACACAUGUGGGCCAGACUUCACAUCUGUAAUGCCCUGUAAAUAUGGCAAAACAUUGUCUGAUUGCUCUAAGUACAUAAGUAAAGAGAUUCUACAGUGUGAACAAAUUAAGGAGCUCUUCAUGGCAAAAAAGGAAGUGGAUGUUGGGCCUUUAAUUGAGAGUCUUGCUGUUGUUUAUACCACGUGCUGCCCUGAUCAGUACACCAUAUAUGAACCUGUAAUUAGACUGAAAGGUCAAGUGAAAACUGUACCAUCUCAGAGACCUUUCAGUUCAAAAGAAGUUCAGAGCAAUGCAUUGGAUUCUCAUCACCUGAAAACACUUCAGCCUGUUGAAUAUAAAACUCUUCAGGGUAUACUACAUGAAAUUGGAGGAACUGGUGCAUUUGUUUUUCUCUUUGCUAGGGUUGUAGAGAUUAGCAGCUGUGAAGACACUCAAGCUUUAGCAUUACAACUUAUACUAUCUUUAACAAAAUACAAUCAACAGCGAAUACAGGAGAUGGACAAUUGUAAUGGUUAUUCUAUGAUUCAUCGAGUGUUGAUCAAACCAAAAUGUAUUGUUGGAUUUUGCAUGCUGAAGACUCUCCUUGAAGGAUGUUGCAGUGAUGAGAUUCUCUAUAUAAAUCAAAAUGGGCAAUUCGUGCUGGACACAGAUUCUGCAGCAGUUAUCCAAGAUGUUCAGUUGUUAGAAAAGCUGUUGCUUGACUGGAAGAUAUGGUCUAAAGCAAAGCAAGGUGUUUGGGAAUCUCUGUUAGCAGCCCUAGAAAUCCUGAUCAGAGCGAACCAUCACCAACAGAUGUUUAACAUUAAGCAGCUAUUGAAAGCUCAAGUGGUGCAUCACUUCCUGUUAACUUGUCAGGUUCUGCAGGAGCAUAAAGAAGGGCACCUUGCAUCUCUGCCUCAGGAGGUUUGCAAGUCAUUUGUGAAAAUAAUUGAAGAAGUACUUGGAUCUCCUCCAGACCUGGAAUUGCUGACACUGGUCUUCAAUUUCCUCUUAGCUGUUCACCCUCCCACUAAUACAUAUGUUUGUCAUAAUCCUACCAACUUCUACUUUUCCCUGCACAUAGAUGGCAAAAUUUUUCAGGAGAAAGUUGAAUCACUUAAAUACCUGAGGAAUUCUAGCAGUGGUGGGAAGUCAAUAGACAGUUCUGCAUUUGUGAUUACAACUCCAACUGGAUUUACAGCUUUAGCACUGGGAGGGAACACUUCCAGUGCUGUUGUACAGCAGAAGAUAAGCUCUCGGGCACCUAAAAGGCUUUGCAAAAGUUUACCAGCAUCUCCUACUUUCCCACCUCAAGUUCAUCAAAAAAGACUGACUGAAAGGGUGGGAAGGAGUGUUGAUGACCUGCAGAUUAUUGGCAAGCAUGACUACACUGAUCUCUGGGGUAGAACUGGUUUUGUGGGAAGUUCUGAAACCAUAAAGAAAGUACAAGAACAUUUUAUUAGCAGUUGUGAGUCUGCAAACACAGUUUGUGACUCAGAGUUAACAUCUGCUGAAAUGUUUGAAGAUAUUGCAAAAGAGUUAUCUGAAAAUGCGUUUGAGAGUAAAGAAGAUGAUGCAGACCUGAAAUGCAAUGAAGGUGGUGGUGCUGCAGCUGAGCUAUUGCUACAUCGUCCGGAUAAUCUGAAAGGACUGCCUUCAUUUCAGAAGAGUCAGACUAAUUUUGCAGGGUUGGGUUUAGCAUUUUCUGUUCAUGGAGGAGGAUCAUCAGCCAUUGCUCGCUGGCCGAGCUUUGCUGACAAGAAUGUACUUCCUGAAGACUGGGAGAGUCUUGCUUUUUCUUCAGCUAAUGAGAAUACCCAAAAACCGUCUGAAAGCCUUGAUGACAGAUGUACAGAAGACUGUCUUGUGCUUAUCUGUUGUGGAUUAUAUGACCUCUUGCGUGGAGUUCUCCUAAUCCUUCCAGAUGUCAUGCUAGAUGAUGUAAUGGACAAACUUAUCCAACCUGAUUAUCUUAUAGUUCUUGUGAACCACCCAUCUCCUCUCAUACAACAAGGAGUCAUUAAAUUGUUGGAUGCAUAUUUCAACAGAGCAAGGAGGGAGCAGAAGGAGAAAUUCUUAAAGAACCGUGGCUUCUCCUUGCUAGCCAACCAGCUGUACCUUCACCAGGGGACUCAGGAAGUUGUAGAGUGCUUUCUGGAAAUGCUCUUUGGCCGCUCUGUUGGCUUGGAUGAAGAAUUUGAUCUGGAAGAUGUCAAGAAUGUUGGACUCUUUCAAAAAUGGUGUGUCAUUCCUGUUCUGGGUCUUAUAGAGAACUCUCUGUAUGAUAAUGUUCUGCUGCAUAACUGCUUCUGUCUCCUGCUGCAAAUCAUAAAUUCCUGCUCAAAAGUUGCAGACCUGCUGCUUGAUAAUGGUUUGCUCUACGUGUUGUGUAAUACACUGGCUGCUCUCAACGGGCUGGAAACAAACAUUCCCUUGAAUGACUACAAGUUACUUGCAUGCGAUAUACAACAGCUGCUGGUAGCAGUUGCAAUUCAUGCCUGCAGCUCCUCAGGUUCUCAAUAUUUUCGUGUUAUUGAAGAUCUCAUUGUGCUGCUGGGUCAUCUUCAAAAUAGUAAAAAUGCAAGGAUGCAAAAUAUGGCAGUUGUUCUGCAGUUAAGAGUUCUUCAAGCAGCUAUUGAAUUAAUAAGAACUACAGCAAACCAGGAUGCUCAGGAGCAGGCCAGUUCAGUCCCAUCACCAUCUGCACCACAUCGUGCAAUGUUUCAAAAGCGUAAAGGCAUUGCUGGCUCCAGAAAGUUUUCACCUGCUCAGUCUGAUGCUCUGCUGAUGAAAAUGCGCUCCCUAGCAAGCGAGGAAUUCAACAUGAUGAUGCAGCGCAGAAUGAGCCAAGAAAAUCCUAUCCAAGCCACUGAGACUGAGUUUGUACAAAGGUUACAGAGGCUGACUGUUCUAGCUGUUAACAGGCUCAUUUAUUUAGCAUCUACUGAAGAGUGCCUUGAUGUACUGGGUAUAACAGAAAACACAUGUCAAAGCAGACUUUCAGCAUCCCGGCUGGAGGUUCCUGAAGAGGAAAGCCAGCAAGAUCUGCCUAGCAGAACAAAUCCUUUUCUUAAAGAAGUGUUCAAACUGUUGGUGGAAGGAAUCAAAGUAUCCAUUGGCACCAGUAGAAUGAACACACCAAAGCAGCAGUGGAAGAGAAUCCUCUUGUCAUGUAAGGACACGUUCCGUACGCAACUUGGGAGGCUUCUUGUGCACAACUUGUCUCCAGCAAGGCCACUGCAAGAGAGAAAGCAGAUUUUGGAGAUGGUACCUGAAGUAAACCAUCAAGAGAUUAUGCGUGACUGUCUUACCCCGAAUUUGCAACAUGGACCUAAACUAGUGCUCUAUUUGUAUGAGUUAAUGCACAAUCACAGUGAUGAAAUCACCAAAGAAGAAAAAAGAGCAGCAGGAGACUUUGUGAAUACAUUAAGAUGUUGUGGCUAUAAAUGCAUUCCCCUGAGCCCACGACCGAAACCAGAUCUAAUAAAAGCUUUGAAAGAGGAUCAGAAGAAAUAUGAGAUGGAAGAAGGUGUAAACAAAGCUGCCUGGGAGAAGACAAUGGCUAAUAACCGGCAAAAUCUCUUUCAACGUCUGGAUACAAAAUCUAAAGACAUUUCUAAAAUAGCUGGAGACAUCACACAAGCUGUGUCUCUGUCGCAAGGAAUGGAAAGGAAGAAAGUAAUCCAGCACAUCAGAGGGAUGUACAAGGCAGAGCUAAGUGCCAGCAGACAUUGGCAGGAACUGGUUCAGCAGCUUACUCAUGAUCGAGCACUCUGGUAUGACCCGGUCUACUACCCAACUUCUUGGCAACUGGAUCCAACAGAGGGCCCAAACAGAGAGAGGCGUCGCUUACAGAGGUGCUACCUAACUAUUCCAAACAAGUACCUUCUCCCAGACAGGCAGAAACAGGAAGGUGUGAUAAAAACUCCGUUAUCUUAUCUAUUUGAAGACAAAACACAUUCUUCUCACUCUUCUACUGUAAAGGAUAAAGCUGCAAGUGAACAUAUAAGAGUUAAUCGAAGAUGUGUAAGUGUAGCACCUUCUAGAGAGACUGCUGGUGAAUUGUUGCUAGGAAAAUGUGGCAUGUAUUUUGUUGAAGACAAUGCUUCAGACACAAUUGAAAACUCAAGUUUUCAUGGAGAAACUGAACCAGCAUCAUUUUCUUGGACCUAUGAGGAAAUUAAGGAAGUUCAUAAGCGCUGGUGGCAGUUAAGAGACAAUGCUGUGGAAAUAUUCCUAACAAAUGGCAGAACCUUGCUCUUGGCUUUUGAUAAUACAAAGGUCCGCGAUGAUGUGUACCACAACAUCUUAACUAACAAUUUGCCUAACCUUUUGGAAUAUGGAAACAUUACUGCUUUGACCCACCUGUGGUGCACAGGACAGAUUACUAACUUUGAAUAUCUGACUCAUUUAAACAAACACGCAGGCCGUUCCUUCAAUGAUCUCAUGCAAUAUCCAGUAUUUCCUUUUAUACUUUCUGACUACACCAAUGAAACGCUGGACCUAAAUGAUCCAUCAGUAUAUAGAAAUCUGGUCAAACCAAUUGCUGUGCAGUCUAAAGAAAAAGAGGAUCGUUAUGUGGAUACUUAUAAGUAUUUGGAAGAAGAGUACCGUAAAGGAGCACGAGAGGAUGAUCCAAUGCCCCCUGUACAGCCAUACCACUACGGAUCUCAUUAUUCUAACAGUGGAACUGUGCUUCAUUUCCUAGUUAGGCUGCCACCUUUUACUAAAAUGUUUUUAGCCUAUCAAGAUCAAAGUUUUGACAUCCCGGACAGAACUUUUCAUUCUACCAAUACGACCUGGCGACUCUCUUCAUAUGAAUCAAUGACUGACGUAAAGGAGCUGAUCCCAGAAUUUUUCUACCUUCCUGACUUUCUAGUUAAUAGAGAAGGUUUUGAUUUUGGAGUACGUCAAAAUGGUGACAGAGUUAACCAUGUCAAUCUUCCACCCUGGGCUCGUAAUGAUCCUCGUCUGUUCAUCUUGAUUCAUCGUCAGGCUUUGGAGUCUGACCAUGUUUCCCAGACAAUCUGUCACUGGAUUGACUUGGUGUUUGGUUAUAAGCAAAAAGGCAAGGCCUCUGUUCAGGCUAUUAAUGUCUUUCAUCCUGCAACCUAUUUUGGGAUGGAUGUUUCUGCUGUUGAGGAUCCUGUUCAGAGAAGAGCCCUUGAAACAAUGAUAAAAACAUAUGGGCAAACACCUCGCCAGCUGUUCCAUACAGCACAUGUUAGCAGGCCUGGAUCCCGGCUUAUCAUGGAAGGAGAACUUCCUGCUGCCAUGGGGUUACUAGUGCAGUUUGCUUUCAGAGAAACCAGAGAACACACUAAAGAAAUAAUAUAUCCAAGUCCGUUACCAUGGAUAAAAGGCUUGAAGUGGGGAGAAUACGUUGGUUCCCCAAGUGCUCCCGAUCCUGUUGUCUGCUUUAGCCAACCACAUGGAGAAAGGUUUGGCUCUCUCCAGGCUUUACCAACUAAAGCUAUCUGCGGCUUGUCCCGCAAGUUUUGCCUUUUGAUGAUAUAUAGCAAGGAGCAAGGUGUGAGAAGCAUGCACAGCACUGACAUUCAGUGGUCAGCUAUCCUGAGCUGGGGAUAUGCCGAUAACAUUUUACGACUGAAAAGCAAGCAAAGUGAACCUCCAGUAAAUUUUAUACAGAGUUCACAGUUUCAUCAGGUAACAAGUUGUGCUUGGGUGCCAGACAGCUGUCAGCUGUUCACAGGUAGUAAAUCUGGGGUCAUCACAGCAUAUAUGAACAGAUUCACUAGCAAUAUGCCUUCAGAGAUAGAAAUGGAGUCACAAGUCCAUCUGUAUGGUCACACAGCAGAAAUAACAAGCUUGUUUGUGUGCAAACCCUACAGUAUAAUGAUAAGUGUCAGCAAAGAUGGAACCUGCAUCAUAUGGGAUUUGAACAGGCUGUGCUAUGUCCAGAGUCUGGCUGGACACAAGAGCCCUGUGACUGCAGUUUCAGCCAGCGAAACAACUGGUGAUAUUGCAACAGUGUGUGAUUCAGUUGGAGGGGGUAGUGAUUUGAGACUUUGGACAGUUAAUGGUGAUCUCGUGGGACAUGUACACUGCAGGGAAAGUAUUUGCUCUGUUGCUUUCUCUAACCAACCUGAAGGAGUGUCUGUCAACGUGAUUGCAGGGGGGCUUGAAAAUGGAGUUGUGCGACUGUGGAGUACGUGGGACUUGAAGCCAGUACGAGAAAUAACAUUUUCAAAGUCAGCCAAACCUAUUAUAAGCCUUACAUUUUCCUGUGAUGGUCAUCACUUGUUCACAGCUAAUAGUGAUGGAAAUGUUAUAGCUUGGUGUCGCAAGGACCAGCAGCGCUUGAAGCUACCCAUGUUCUACUCAUUCCUUAGCAGCUAUGCGGCUGGGUGAUGACGAUUUUUGCUGCUAACUCAUGUUUCUGAUGCACUUUAAAUCCAAAACAGAUUAUAGAAUCUUAUUUAACUGGAUUUUGAGGUAGUUUGAAUGUCUCUAGAAUGAAUAGAUUUUUAAAGAGCAGCAGUCUAAGGUCAUUGUAAAAUUGCGUAUGUGCAUGCACAAACUUGAAGCAUAUCCAGGUCACCAGGAAGCUCUGCUCAUACACUCCAAUACCAGCAAAGUGACUCAUAAAUGCUCUAACAUACAAGUCAAAAUGCUGCAAUAUAAAACAUAAUGGUAUUUUUUUAAAUCACUUCUUGGACAGAAGUAUUUAAAAAAAUUGAUUGAUAAUGCUUAUUCCCCCUCUUAUGUUGUAAAAUGUCAGCAGCAUAAAGUUCUGUAAAUAUCUAUUAAAAUGUCAGCAUAUGUAUAUCUGAUCAGUUGACCAUGGUAUAGUUAGCUCUGGGAUAAGCAAUCCAAAACUCAAGAAUCCAAGACCACUUAAAAUUGCUUUUUUUGAGAAGCAAAGAACUUAGUAGGUGCUUUUUGCACCAUCUUAUGGUAUUGUAAUGAUAAAAAUUUGAAUUUCUGUUAUCUUUAGAUUUGUAAUUUUUGCCAUCUUCUCUGUUAGUAUAAUAGUCUUUACAACAGGCAAAAAUAAUAUAUUUGUCUUAGUGAUGUGUAGACACCUCAUGGCAUCACGAAGCAAUAGUUAGAUCAUGUAUUGGUUUUGUUUUCUAAUUUCAUGUUAGCUCCCUAAUUUCAUAACACCUAGCUAUUGCAAUUCUGUGGCAGAAUAUAUAUUAUAUACACACACAGCUUAUCUUCCAGAGCUCUGAAAAAGAAAGGUGUUAAAGAAGGCACAGAUGUGCUACUGUUCUACUGUUAUUGAAGUUCAGUAAACUGUAAAAUGUUUGAAUCUAACUGCUUGAAUAAUCAAUGUUCAGAGGCAUCAGAUGAUUUUGAAGUUCAUACAGAUAAACUGUGGAAAUAUGUUGUUUAUUCCUAGGUGCUAUUUUUUGAGGGGGGAAAAAAAUAAGCCUCCAUUGUGAAAGGCUUAACGAAUUUUGAAUUCUUAAACCAGAUCACAAAUUAAGAUUUCAGUCAGUGGAUUUGAAGACCUCUAAACCUACAACCAUGAAUGAGUGCCUACUGUAGUCAUGCGAAUGGUAAAACAAGAAUGCUACGCAAGUCUGAUGUAGUUACUUUUUUUGUUUAAAUUGCUUUGCUUUUUCAUCAUUUACAUGCUCUGCAAUUGCCAUACAAACUGCUGUAUCUUCUCAUGUUUAAGGUUCAUCUGCCUUCAAAACACUGUAUAUGAAAUUGUCAAGUUGUGAUGAAGAUGACAUACACACACAUCUUUACACUUCCUUUGCAAAUUCCAGUCUUCAAAGAUUCUUGCAACUUCCCAAUUGAAGAACUUUUCAAACUAGAGAAACUUAAAAAUAUUCUCAUAGUCUGUGGCACAAAGGCUGAUCGUUGGUUCAGUUAAGCAAGUGGCUACAUACAGUAUGAAUUGAGUUUUGAACUGCAUAUAUUGUAGCAGCAUUGUAUGGGAUGGCUUUAGUCAUGUUUUUCACUGUCUAAUUGUUGAUGUAAGGUCCAAAUACAGACUGAAAAGCUUCCUGGCUCAUGUUGAAGUGAUGUGCUUUAUUUAAGAUGAAAAAGUACAAACAUUGUGGGGUUUGGGGUGCUUUUGUGCUCCCUGGUUUGGGGUGUUACUCACAAAAGCUUAUUUUUAUAAAGUAGAAUUCCACUUGUUAUGAAUCAAUAUGCAAAAUUGCUGGCCUUGUAAAGAGUGCAAUAUUAUAUAUUUUUACGUAAAAGUAAAAAUGAUUUUUUUGAAGCAAGGAAUAUUUAUUCAGCUUAACAUUCUUGAACUAUUAAAAUAACAUUGCAAUAGUAUCUGUGCAUGAUGUACUGAAAUUUCCUGUAAAUGUCACAUUCCACACUGCCUUUGUAUAUACACUGUCACCUUGUUGAGUAAUAAACAGAUCUUUGUACCAAA